UUAAAGAAAAGGGAGGUGGGGGCAAAGAGGGAACGGGAAAAAAACGGUCAGUAGCAGAGAAAAUGGAGUCCGGGAGCUAACCACGGAGCCACUGUACAUCUCUCUCUCUCUGUGUGGGCGAAUGUGAUGUUUUCUCCUUCUUCUUUUGGGUGAACUUUUUUUGACCGGGUGAUGGUUUCUGUAGUUGGUGUGAAAAAGAAAGGGAGAAGAUUCCGAUAGCCGGGAGGGCUUUGCCUAUGAAGCUCUGGAGUUUUGGUUCCACACUCGUGUCGUGAAUUUCCUUUCGGUGAUGAAGGAGGAGGGGGGAGUGACGGCUGAGAAACUUGGAAUCGGUCGUUUCUGUGUUGGUGGAAAGAGAUCAGGUUCUGUACAGAAAUCUCUCAGUUCUUUGUAACGUGGAUCUGCUCGUGUUUUUCUUGUGAUUGAACGGUUUGCCAUUGAACCAAUCUGAAGCUUUUCAGUCGGAAGUUCGGGAGGCAAGAAAACAUCGGAGAAUCUUGAUUUUAAGCGUGUUGGUGUGUCGGACUGAAGAAGUCUGAGAUUUUCUUGCGUCAGUUAUUGUCAGGCUGGGGUUAACGGUAGUGGUUAAUACGUGUUCUGUUCCUUCACUAGAAGGAUUUUGGCUUCUCCUUGAAGUUUUCUAGAUGAGAGCAGAAGGAUUUUGGGGGUUACAACGAUUUGUUCAGUGUUUGGAAGGGGAAAUGCUUGAACUGCUAAUGAAUUUCUGAGUUUAGGCGUUUCUGUGUGCAGAGCUAUUCGACUGUCUCACUUCUCUGUUCAGGACCAGAUUUAGGUUGAAGAGAUCCCGUCUGUACACUGAGCUUCCGCGUCUUUGAUUUGAAGGCUCUUGGUUAAUUUGUUGAAUUUACGGCCGUAGAAGCUCCAGUGGACUACUCGCUCUACACGAAGCUAUUGGUUGACAAAACUUCUUGCGUUUUGGAUUGGUCACAUUCCCCUUUAUACUAGUUGAUUUGCUCUGAUAGAAGACAAAAUCUAAAUUAUUUGUUCGGAAAGGUGCAUCUGUGACAUGGCAAUAAAGCAAUAACCUGAUAGAAUGCAAGCUUUUCUUAGGUUUUGAAGCUAUAUUGGAUUCUUUGACAAUGAAGAGGCUCGACAACAGGACAAGCAUUGUCUCGACCGUUGCUGUUGAAUGUUAUUGUAGUUUUUUGGAGCGGUACCCCUUUGCGCUGUAAAAGUGCGUGAGGGAAUGCGUCAUUUCUUUCUCUUCCUCUCCUUUGAAGAGUUCUUUCUGUUGAUGCUGCCUUUUCUCUGUUGUCCUUUGGCUUCAAAGGAUAACCAUUUUCGAAAGUUGUGGCGGUCUGUAGGGGCGCUGCUGUUUUGUUGAGCUGGGUUGUUUGAGGGGCGAGAUUGUGAGGGGAGCAUUCAGGGAGGUGCCAUGAACACUAAUCUGCAUCUGAGGCGUGGGAAGCAGGAGAAAGGUCUGGAUGGUGCAGAGAAGGUUGUGGUCGCGGUGAAGGCGUCUAGGGAGAUACCGAAGACUGCCCUAGUCUGGGCUCUUAGCCACGUUGUUCAGCCUGGAGACUGCAUUACUUUCUUGGUGGUCGUCCCUGCACAUGGUUCAGGUAAAAGACUGUGGGGCUUCCCUAGAUUUUCCGGUGACUGCGCAACUGGUCAAAGACGGUUUCUGUUAGGAACUUCAGCAGAACAAAAAUGUGAGAUCACAGAUUUAUGCUCCCAGAUGAUGCUACAGCUUCAAGAUGUUUAUGAUCCAGAUAAGAUAAAUGUGAAGAUAAAGAUCAUCUCAGGAUCACCUUGUGGUGCUGUGGCUGCUGAAACAAAGAGAGCUCAAGCAAAUUGGGUCAUAUUGGACAAGCAGCUAAAACAGGAAGAAAAGCGUUGCCUGGAAGAGCUGCAAUGUAACAUUGUUGUUAUGAAACGAUCACAACCAAAAGUUCUUCGCCUCAAUCUUGUAGGAUCACCAAAGACAGAAGAUGACAUAUCUCAUGCUGUACCAUCUGAAUCUGAGUGCAAGAAUCCACCUAAAACUGCUGGUAAUCAAGCAAGAUCUAUACGAGCACCAGUUGCAACCCCAACAAGCAGCCCAGAGCUUGGGACUUCAUUCACCACUACUGAAGCUGGGACAGGGACCUCCUCUGUGUCGAGCUCUGACCCUGGAACUUCUCCCUUCUUGAUCUCCGAACCAAAGGUUGGAUUAGACCUGAAAAAAGGUGUAGCAUCAUGGAAUGCGAGUUUCUAUUUAGAUGAGGGCCAUGAAUUGGGAGAUGGGUUGAUUUGCUCAGAUUCAGAUAUCAUCAGCUCAAAUCCAACCACAAAUUUGGAUUUCCAACCAUGGACGCAACAACCUUUUGAGUCUUCUCACCAGUCCUCUCUAAAGCAUGAGAGUGCUUUUGUUAGAGUUAACCAUAAAACAAAAGCUGCUGCCACAAAAUCACUUCUUGAGAAGCUCACAAAGCUAGAGCUUGAUGCUGGAAUUGGAAAGAAAAACUAUCAGCCAGAUUCAAACUUCUCAUAUAAUGUUAGAGAAGCAAUUUCAUUAUCCAGAAAUGCUCCUCCAGGCCCUCCUCCACUUUGUUCAAUAUGUCAACACAAAUCACCAGUAUUCGGAAAGCCGCCCAGGUGGUUCAGUUAUGCAGAACUGGAGCUUGCAACUGGUGGAUUUUCACAGGCAAAUUUUCUAGCAGAAGGGGGAUUUGGGUCUGUUCAUAGGGGAAUUUUACCUGAUGGACAGGCUAUUGCUGUCAAGCAGCACAAACUUGCAAGUUCUCAAGGGGAUCUGGAGUUCUGUUCUGAGGUUGAGGUCCUUAGCUGUGCACAGCACCGCAAUGUUGUGAUGUUAAUUGGCUUCUGUGUGGAGGAUAGAAGAAGAUUGCUGGUUUAUGAGUAUAUCUGCAAUGGGUCGCUGGAUUAUCAUCUCUAUGGUAAUGACAAGGAGACAUUAGAAUGGCCAGCUAGACAAAAAAUUGCGGUUGGUGCUGCUCGUGGAUUGCGGUAUCUCCAUGAAGAAUGUCGAGUUGGCUGCAUUGUUCAUCGUGACAUGAGGCCAAACAAUAUUCUCAUUACACAUGAUUUUGAGCCAAUGGUAGGAGAUUUUGGCUUGGCCAGAUGGCAGCCAGAUGGUGAUAAAGGAGUGGAUACGCGAGUAAUCGGAACAUUUGGGUACCUAGCGCCAGAAUAUGCCCAAAGUGGCCAAAUUACAGAGAAAGCGGAUGUUUACUCCUUUGGAGUUGUCCUGAUAGAGCUUGUUACUGGACGGAAAGCUGUUGAUCUGAACCGCCCAAAAGGUCAACAAUGUCUGACGGAAUGGGCGCGGCCUUUGUUGGAAGAAUGCGCUAUUGAAGAAUUGGUGGAUCCACGUCUAGGACAUAGCUAUUCAGAACCUGAAGUUUUCUGCAUGCUGCAUGCUGCGUUGUUAUGCAUUCGAAGAGAUCCACACUCAAGGCCUCGUAUGUCUCAGGUUCUCCGUAUAUUAGAAGGUGAUGGAAUCAUGGAAACAAAUUUCCAGUCUACGCCGGCUUUUGAUGCGGUCUCGGUUGGAAGCAGAAGCGGGAGAAUGUGGAACGUGCAUCAGCAGUACAGUGGACCAAUUUUCAAUGAAACCACUUCUACGUCAAGCCUUAAUAUGCCAUACGAGUCAUUCAAAGGGGCUCUGUGGGAGCAUGAGAAAAUGAGGCGAGUUUCCUGUGAAGAUCUUUGAAGCUCAGUCCGACGACACUAGGGAUACCCCAUCAGUGCCCUUUUUGUUUCAGUUCAGCACCAAAGCAAACUGCAGGCGAUCCUCAGCACUCUGUUUGCUGCCCGAAAUGGUGACGACUGUGCCCACGAAGGUCUCUGCAGAUAGGUCCUGUUCUUAGAUGUAAAUUUCAGAAGUCAAUCGCACAUGCACGUUCAGUCAUGUAAGUAAGCUGUAAUUCAGUUUCCAUUUUGAGUAAAGGUGUAAUCAGUUAUCCUCUUAGUUUCA
This is a messenger RNA of Nymphaea colorata (pocket water lily), 3940 nucleotides long. Its product is annotated as inactive protein kinase SELMODRAFT_444075-like. The record is from RefSeq and is a predicted model, not a curated record. Lineage: Eukaryota; Viridiplantae; Streptophyta; Magnoliopsida; Nymphaeales; Nymphaeaceae. The coding region runs from base 1397 to 3676 and encodes 759 amino acids. Gene Ontology annotation, molecular function: ATP binding; protein kinase activity. The transcript has 11 exons. Gene Ontology annotation, biological process: protein phosphorylation.